Zychaea mexicana is the source of this 1743-nucleotide messenger RNA. RefSeq names its product Rho GTPase activation protein. Gene Ontology annotation, biological process: small GTPase-mediated signal transduction. Gene Ontology annotation, molecular function: GTPase activator activity. Gene Ontology annotation, cellular component: cytoplasm. The record is from RefSeq and is a predicted model, not a curated record. The coding region runs from base 99 to 1334 and encodes 411 amino acids. NCBI's taxonomy places the organism in Eukaryota, Fungi, Mucoromycota, Mucoromycetes, Mucorales, Lichtheimiaceae. The transcript has 9 exons.
CAACAGAGAUUUCCGUUUUUAAAGCUGCGCAUUACAUUUUCCACCACCUCUGCCUUGUAUCACCUUAGCAAUACUUUGAAAAGUAAAGAAACUCACUCAUGUCAAGACCGCUUCCAUUAUCACCACAAAGUCCAGAAUUCAAAGGGAUCUCGGCUUUGAAUAUCAUUUACGAGGCUGGCCUCGAUAAAGAAAGUCGACCCAUUCUGGUGCUUUCAGCUUGUAACUUACCGAAUCCUGAUACCAUCAACUAUGACUUAAUAUUAGCGUUUAUCUUGGCAAGACUUGAUGAAUUUGUUGAGAAUGAUUAUGUGCUUGUCUUUUUCUCUUCUCCGGCGCAGUACCGACCGCCAUGGAUGUGGCUUUUAAAAGCCUACCGUGCCUUGGAUCGCAAGUACAAGAAGAAUUUGAAGGCCCUGUAUGUUUUACAUCUGAAUCGAACCUACCGCAUCAUUUUCGACCUUGCCAACAAAAUCACCAGUCCCAAGUUUGCCCGGAAACUACACUAUUUGUCUACAUUGCAAGAGAUGUUCGGCACUGUCACUCUGUCCAGCAAGUUUAUUCCCAAACAAGUGAUCGAUUUCGACACUAAUUUGCCUCCAAUGCAGCCUGCGAGUCGAUGGGGCUCGAGCCAGCAGCUUCCAAUCCCUACGGAUCCCAGGAAAAGACCAUUGCCGUCCCUUGCAUUUGGUGUGACUUUGGAAAAUUUGGCUCGUUUGGAGGAUAGUGAGCAGCAGGCUGCUUAUAUUCCCAAACUUGUCAAGCAGAUCGUCGAGCAUUUAAAAGCAAAUGGGUUGGAAAAGGAAGGGCUUUUCAGAAAAUCGCCAGCAAGUGACGAACUGCACAGAGUCAAGGAAACAUUUAAUCGAGGUGAUACCGUGGAUUUGACGCAGCAUGAUAUCAAUGUCUCCGCCUCAUUGCUUAAAGUGUUCUUCAAGGAAUUACCCGACCCUCUCAUUUCUCCGCAACUCUGCACAGAUACCGGCAAACUUCCAGAUGUGGAAGGAAUCUCGGAUGGUGAUAUCCAGCGUGUCAGGGAUAUUUUGAAGAAGGCAUACGAUGGGAAAUCCAAGGAAUACAACUUGUUGCGAUAUCUCUUUGCUUUUUUGAAUACGGUCGUUAGUAAAGCGGAUAAGAAUCGGAUGACAUCACAUAAUUUGGCUGUAGUCUUUACUCCCAACUUGAUCCGGGAUAGCACAACGCAACCUGCCAAUGUCCCCAUCCCUGCUACUCAACAGGAAGCGAUGGCAAAUGCUGCAUUGUAUAUGAAGCAAAUGAAUGAAGGAAUGGGUUUGGUGCAGCUGUUGAUUUCGCAUAAUGAGCGGAUCUUUGGAUAAUAAUUCGUAAAUUUGGCUUUCCACACUUUAACAUUUUACACUGAUCCAUUUUUCGCCUUCAUUUAUAUAUACUCACCUCUUCUUUCUCAACCAUGUUUAUGAAAUGCGUGUAUACUAUUAGUUUAUAUUAUCUCUUUUUUCUUUCAAAUAUAAAUAUAUCUGUAUAUCAUCAUCAUCAUUUGGAUCACCUACUAAGGCUUAUCAAGGAGGAAAGCAAAAUGCAAGCUUGAUAUCUCUGUCGCGUACAGGGCAAUGAGUGUUUUCUGAUUUGUUAGUGUAUUCCUAUAAGCUUCAUCAGCUUAUUUACAUUAUUGUAUAGUAUAGACAGCUAUUACGCUAGCCGAGAACCACGUAUGUGUGAAUAGCAAUUUGAGCUAAUGUGCAGGAUGGUAGAGAUCAUUGAAAGCGG